Molecule: messenger RNA, 3449 nt
Organism: Columba livia (rock pigeon)
Lineage: Eukaryota; Metazoa; Chordata; Aves; Columbiformes; Columbidae
Gene: COCH
Product: cochlin
Exons: 11
Coding region: 16-1839 (607 amino acids)
Source: RefSeq, a predicted model, not a curated record
CCCGCCCCAGUGCUCAUGCGCCCCGGGAGACGUUUAAAGGGGGCGCGGCGGCUGCUGCCGAUUGUACAGCUCCGUGGAGGGGACGGUAGCCCACGACAGUGCAGCUCAGUGGUCAAGCUGUGCUGCCUUGUGCUGUGCUGUUCGCCUCUGCUCUCCUCUGCUCUCGGCUUCCCCGGGGCACGGGCGCGUCUCGCCGCCAUGUGGUUCGCCCCACUUCUCCUCGGCGCCUUCCUGCUCUCCAGCCCCGUGCGCGGGAGCGACGGCUCGGCUUCCACUGCUAUCACCUGCUUUACAAGAGGACUGGACCUUAGAAAGGAGACAGAAGAUGUCCUUUGCCCAGCAAACUGUCCUCUAUGGCAAUUUUAUGUCUUUGGGGAUGGAGUUUAUGCCUCUCUUUCCAGUGUCUGUGGAGCUGCCAUACACAGGGGGGUGAUCACCAAUGCAGGAGGAGCUGUGAGGGUACAGACUCUCCCAGGACAGGAAAACUACCCUGCUGUGAAUGCCAAUGGGAUCCAGUCUCAGGUGCUCGCUAGAUGGGCUUCAUCCUUCUCAGUUACCCGUACCAAGAACACAGCACUUGAAUCAGUUGGACGUUCGGUCUCAACAGCACGUCCUUCUACAGGUAAAAGACCUAAGAAGCCACUUGAUAAAAAGGCUGGGAACAAAGACUGUAAAGCUGAUAUUGCAUUUCUCAUCGAUGGAAGUUACAACAUCGGCCAACGUAGAUUUAAUUUGCAGAAAAACUUUGUUGGAAAAGUAGCUGUGAUGUUGGGAAUUGGAACAGAAGGGCCUCACGUAGGAGUUGUACAGGCCAGUGAACAUCCAAAAAUUGAAUUCUAUCUGAAAAACUUCACUGCUGCAAAAGAAGUUUUGUUUGCCAUAAAGGAAUUAGGGUUCAUAGGAGGCAAUUCUAAUACAGGGAAAGCAUUGAAGCACACAGCUCAGAAAUUCUUCUCUUUGGAAAAUGGAGCACGCAAAGGAAUUCCCAAGAUCAUUGUAGUGUUUCUAGAUGGCUGGCCCUCAGAUGAUAUAGAAGAAGCUGGCAUAGUGGCCAGAGAAUUUGGAGUCAACGUAUUCAUUGUAUCUGUGGCAAAACCCACAACAGAAGAGCUGGGAAUGGUACAAGACAUUGGUUUUGUUGACAAGGCUGUUUGUCGAAACAAUGGCUUCUUCUCUUACCAAAUGCCCACCUGGUUUGGUACUACCAAAUACGUAAAACCUCUUGUCCAAAAAUUGUGUUCACAUGAGCAGAUGUUGUGUAGCAAGACGUGCUACAACUCGGUCAACAUCGGUUUCUUGAUCGAUGGUUCCAGCAGCAUCGGAGAAAGCAACUUCCGCCUUGUGCUGGAAUUCAUCAGCAACGUUGCAAAGGCUUUUGAGAUCUCUGACAUCGGCUCCAAGAUUGCAGCUGUGCAGUUCACGUACGACCAGCGUACCGAGUUCAGCUUCACCGACUACACCACGAAAGAAAAGGUCCUCUCGGCUAUCCGGAACAUUCGCUACAUGAGCGGCGGCACUGCGACUGGCGAUGCCAUUUCUUUCACAACCAGAAAUGUGUUUGGGCCAGUGAAAGAUGGAGCUAACAAAAAUUUCCUUGUUGUUUUGACGGAUGGUCAGUCUUAUGAUGACGUUAGAGGGCCCGCUGCUGCUGCACAAAAAGCAGGAAUAACUGUCUUCUCUGUUGGUAUUGCCUGGGCACCUCUGGACGAUCUGAAAGACAUGGCUUCUGAACCAAGAGAGUCUCAUACUUUCUUCACGAGGGAGUUCACAGGACUGGAGCAGAUGGUUCCUGAUAUUAUUAGGGGCAUCUGUAAAGAUUUUUUGGACUCUAAGCAAUAAAGCAAAAAAAUCUUCUGUUGGAUAUUACUACUUUGAAACCAAGAAUCAUGAAACUGAAAUGGUCUCUCUGAAGUACAGAUGUUUUAUUCUUACAUAUACUAUCUUAAUGCAAAGGGAGAGGAAGGGCUACUUUUUGGUUUUGUAGUGUGUCAAGGAUUCUCGUGAGCUUGUUUAGAAGUAUAAUACUUAAUACUGGAAUGCAGAAGGUGGCCAACAGCUAUUAUUUUCAAUACAUAUAUAGUAUCCCAAAUUUUAAAGCUAUGCAUAUUGUGCACUUAAGGCUCUCAGAUAUCAGCAGAGGAAACAAUGCAGCUCUGACAUUUUUGCUGUCACUUGCUAGAUGUCUUCUUAUGAGUUAAAAAUAAUAUAAUUUUAAAUACACAGUGCUAUGUUCCAUAAGCCUUUUGUAGCUUACGAUUCUGUAUCUUUUGAAGGAGUUCUGCUGAUAGCGCGCAGUACUUUCUGUACUUCAGUUGUGCAACAUCCAUUAUUGCCAGGCAGUUUAAGGAAAGUUAUGACAGAUUGUAGCUUAACAGUCUAUUUUUACUAAUUGAGGUUUUGCUAUUGUGAAUGAUAUUGCCAUCUGGUUGGCGAAGUUUACAUGAAAAGACAUUUAACUUCUAACCGCAGAUUUUUGUGGAUUUAUGUAGUUUGGUUCUUUCGGCACAGAUUUUGAAAGGUACUUAAGGCACAGUAGCUCUUUUUGAGGAUCUGGAUCCUAACAUACUAGCUGACACUACUGCUUCCCAUACCACUCAAGUCAACAGUGAUAUUCCUAAUACAUCUGAUAACCAGAUUUUUCCCCUCUACUGCCUUGUACUGUCUUGAAUUUAAGAAGUUGUUAUUGGCUAGACAGAGACAGGAAUCUUUGCCCAAGAGAUUAACUUGAACCACACACUGGGAAUGGAAAGCAUUCAAAUUCAAAUCCAAAGGUAUCAUCUCAAACCUUGAAACCUAACUGGUUUAUAUCAGAUUACAUGGCUAGAAGAGAGUGGGCAGACAUGUGUGAUUCACUAGCUCACAGAAUAACAGCUUUCUAUGCUAGUAAAAACAUCUUUACAGAUGUGUAAGGUUCUCUGAAGACGAAUGGUUUUCUUGAAAAAAAAGAGUUUAAUUAUGUACUUGGUAAUGUUUUGAUAUAUUUAUACCUAUAUGUGUGUGGUUAAAAUGAUGCAAUAUUCAUGGAGUUUUUCUCAAGUAUUCUUUAGAAAAUAAAGGGGUUUGCAAGUAAAAUACAUAUUAAUAGCAGAAACCAAACCAGCACUUUCCCUAUCAAUUUAGGGUUUCCCUUUUUUCUUCCCCUCCACCUCCACUAUUGAUGAUUGUAAAAUGUGUAAUAGUUAUGGAGUGGCACAGAAGGGAUUGUAUUCAUCAGGCUUUUAUUGUGCAUUUUUUAACUUAUGACUGGCUAUAUAUUACACUAAACAUGAAUGGCAAAGAUGCCUUGUAUUUUUCUAUUAAUUGUUAUCCUUAAUUUUGUUAAGUGUUUAUAGAUAAGAGUAUUCAGCUAUUGCUGUAUAAAUUCAUAUGCAAUAUCAACUGUGUCCAAAAGUUUAAUUCAUUUAGUUUUUAAACUUUUUAUAGAAAUAUAUAUUGCAAGAAAACUGGGA